Molecule: messenger RNA, 6489 nt
Organism: Crotalus tigris (Tiger rattlesnake)
Lineage: Eukaryota; Metazoa; Chordata; Lepidosauria; Squamata; Viperidae
Gene: CXCR6
Product: C-X-C motif chemokine receptor 6
Exons: 3
Coding region: 4419-5447 (342 amino acids)
Biological process (GO): G protein-coupled receptor signaling pathway; chemotaxis; inflammatory response
Cellular component (GO): membrane
Molecular function (GO): C-X-C chemokine receptor activity; coreceptor activity
Source: RefSeq, a predicted model, not a curated record
UGGAGCUGGAGCGCCACCACUCUCUCUACAACCUUCCCCAAAAAGGGGAGAUUGGAGACUGGAUGGAAGCUACUAUUUAUUUAUGUAUUUAUUUGUUCAAUUUAUUUGCUAUCUAUCUGAUCAUGUGGUUAUUCUAGGUCAGUGCCCCCGACCUUUUGGGCAGCAGGGACUGGUUCUGUGGAGAAAGGUUUUUUCUGUAAACUGAAGGGGAUGUGAUUUUACAUGCUGCCUGCAUCCUGUAGAUGGGCUUUGCUUGUUUGCAUGGUCUGGUUGCUGGCAUGCCAAGGAUCAAUGCCAGUCCAAAGACUGGGGGUUGGGGACUCUUAUUCUAGGUGACUUACAACAAUAAAAUAUAUUCUAUUAAAAAUGCUGAAUAUAGAUGUCAAGCCCCGUGGGCUCGACAUUCAAGGGAGGGGGAGAAACCAAAAGCAGCAGCGCAUGGACCACCAUCGACAGCAGCACCGCCAGUGAACGUAGCACCACCGAACAGCCGGGAGGCCAGUCAGCCUGAUUCCGGGGCUGCUGAUCAGCUGGCAGUCCUGUACAGCCUCCGCACCACCGGCAGCCAUCCGCAGCACUGCUGAGCAGCCGGGAGGCCAGUCGGCCUGGUUUUGGGGUCACCAAUCAGCUUGCGGUCCUGUACGGCCUCCGUGCCUUUUGCAGCAUUGCCAGACAGAUGGGAGGCCUCCGAUUGGCUGAGCGCUGCAUGGCAAAGGCGACAAUGCCAGCAAGUACCGUGGGGUACCCGAGGGUGAAGCAGAGGCUUACCGGAACAGAGAACAGCUCCGACGCUUUGCUGUGCAACGCCAACCAGCAGAGAUAUGACAGCAGGCCAGGGGGAACCUUUAAAAACAAACACCGGAUGCUGGCCUGCUGUAUGUGUGUGUGUGUGUGUGUGUGGGGGGGUGGAGCUGCAGGGAGGAAAGUAUUUAACGCGCUGGGAGCCAAGCCCUUCCUGUGCUGACUUUGUGAAUCAUUGGAUUAAAGCAUUUGUUGAAGUGUUCCUGUGUGCCAGUCACCCUAUUCUUCUUCUGCCGUGUCUGAGGAGGCUAGGAAAGCCAGUGCUCAUCCCUUUUUGUUACCCUUCCCAUUACCCUUGUGUGCUUUCAAGGGAAUGGCUGAGGGAAUGCAGGAGGCAACACCGGUGGCUGAAGGAGGAGAACCAGCUGAGGCUACCAGGCCAACGUCUGAUGCAGAAGGUGGGGAGCCUAGCUGGUGGUAAGGCCCAAGGUGCGGGAGGCACGGCUAGAAGUUCCGGUGAGUGAGGCUCAGGAUGCAGGGGCCCCAGACCCUUGGGGGGGGGGUAAUGGCACAGCUCAGUGAUCACCAACCCGGACGCUGGUUGUGCACACACACCGGGGGCUGCAGAACCUCUGAUGGAGUGGGGGGAGAGGUGUCUCACAGAUGAGGAUGACAGGGAAUGGAGCUACUCCACGGCACCUGGACAAACCACCAUAGACAUCCUGAGGGAUAGGUAUGGUGAGGCCGGAUUCCAGGACUCAUUCCCAUGGUCAAGAUGGGAAGCGGGCCGUGAGAUGACUUCAUAGUUCUGGACAGAGACACAGCCAUCCAGGUAAGGCCCACCUCGGUUCCAUUUAGCCAGCCCUAGGUUCAGGGUGGCUCCCUAAGUCGGAGGCUCCGAUCUAGUAGGACCAGCAGACCAAACACGGCCUCUGUGGGAAGGCAGAUCGGUAAUGGAUGCAGGCAGAGUGCCCACUCAUACUGAUGAGUCCAUAGACAGGGUGUCAGGGGGAAUACAGGGCCCUGAUUGAUUCUGGCUGCACCCGCUGCCUGAUUAGUAAGGGCGUUGUGGCUGAGGCCGGGAUUGGGGUGCGGCAGCUGGCCAACCCUAUUAAAUUUGAACAGGUGGAUGGAUCCCUUCUGGGGGGGAGGCUACCCUUGUAACGGAGCCUGUUAGCCUAGGGAUGGGGGCCCAUUGGGAGGUUCUCUGGUUUAUCAUGGUUCCUUCCAUGACCGAGGCCAUGAUCCUAGGACUGGCAUUGUUGGACAAGUGGGACCCUACGAUUUGGUGGGAAGGGGGAUACCAAAAACUGCGGACUGGGAUCAGUCCCCAGCCACCAGACCAAGACCCAGAGAAAGGAGAUGGAGAAGGGAGUAGGAUGGCAAUCGCAAGUCAAGAGAGUACCAGGGGGAAACCCUCCUUUCCAGCAGUGUAUGCCGACCUUGCUGAGGUGUUCAGCGAGGAGGAGUGUGAUGUCCUGCCUCCUCACCGGCCAACUGACUGUGCAAUCAACAACUGCCCAAACCCUGGAUGACGCCCAGGGAGAUGUAGGAGCUGCGUCGAUAUACUGACCGGAACCUGGUGAGGGGCUUUAUCCAACCGGCCCAUUCAUAGAUAGCAGCUCCUGUUCUGUUCAAAGAGAAGAAAGACGGCUCCUUGAGGUUGUGUGUUGACUUCCGUGGCAUCAGUGGAGUUUGUGUGGAGAACAUGUACCCCCUGCCACUCUUGAAAGACUUGUUAGCCCAUCUGGCAAAGGGAAAGGUGUUCACCAAGCUGGACUUAUGGGAGGCAUAUUACAGGGUCCGCAUCAGACAAGAAGAUGAGUGGAAGAUAGCCUUCAACUGCCCACUUGGUAGCUACCAGUUCAGGGUGAUGCCAUUUGGGUUGCAGGGGGCCCCCGUGGUAUUUAUGCAGCUCAUCAAUGAGGUGCUGCAUGAACACCUAUACUGUGGAAUGCUAGCAUACCUGGUCAACAUCUUAAUAUACACUUCCACCGUGGAGGAACACAUCUGAUUGGUGAGACAGAUGCUGGAGAAACUGUUGAAAGCACAACUGUUUGUAAAACUCUCUAAUUCUACCAAACUUGGCUGGACUAUCUGGGCUACAGGAUAUCAGGGGCAGGGGUGGAAAUGGACUCUAACAAGGUCAGGGCUGUGCUAGAGUGGCAAGCGCCACGGACCCAUUGUCAACUGCAGUUUCCUAGGGUUUGCCAACUUUUAUCGGCAGUUUAUCUUGUUUGCAGCGGUAGCUCUACCCCUGACAUACCUGCUCCGCACACGACAAACUGCAAUGAAGCCACGGCCCGGUCAGCCACUAGUGUGGACCAUGGCAUGCCAAAAGGCCUUUGAGGACCUAAAGGUCCUGUUUGCAAGGGAGCCGGUCUUGCUCCACCCAAGUCCCGACAUGCCAGUUGUGGUGCAGGCAGAGGCCAGUGACAUCGCGAUGGGAGCAGUGUUACUGCAAAAGAACAGCCAGGGGUGUUACAGCCCUGUGCCUAUAUGUCACGGAAACUGAUGGAAACUGAGAGGGCAUGGGCCAUUUGGGAGGAGGUGUUUGCCAUAUGGUGGCCGUUGUCCACAUGGCGACACCUACUAGAGGGGGAGAAGAAACCAUUUGAGGUCUGAACAGACCAUAAGAACCUCGAGGUGUUGCAGUCAUGGAGGCACUUGUCUCCCAAACAUAUCUGUUGGGCGCAGUACUUCCAACACUUCCGUUUCUGUUUGAGGUAUGUACCAGAGGGGAAGAACUUUCUUGCCAAUGCUCUGUCACAAAUGCCUCAAUAUGAUAAUAAGCGGGAGGAGGUAGUACAGGCAAUCAUGCCCCCCUACCGGCAAGCUGCAGCGUGGGUGGUACUGCAUAACCUGGCUGUCAACCUGGUCCAGGAGCUGCACAAGGCAGUCCAGGAUAACCCCUGGUCACAGGAACAUCCAGGCCUACUGACAUGGAGUGAUGACCUAGCAUGGAAAGGCAACAAGCUGUAUGUCCCACAGGCUCUAUGACAGGGAGUGUUACAAUGGUACCAUGACGUAAAGCAAGCGGGACAUUUCGGGUUCCUUAAAACCCUACAUCUGGUGCAGGGACUGGUAAGGAUGCUGACAAUAGACACAUUUGUAUCUUUUCCUCCAAAUAGUCAUAAGCUACUCAUGCUUCUUGAGGAAAGCAAUUCACUGUAUUGGGGAUGUUUUGAGAAGUUAAGGCACACUUAAAAAAAGCAUUACUUUUUGCAACAUCUUCAAAAUUAUAUAGGUAUUACCUAGAUAAAACCAAUAUUUUAAAUUUGUCCAAAUAAGUAUUUCUUAUUUGAACCUUAGUAACAUAAUUUGUUUAUACUUCCAAUAAGAUCAUACAAAAAACGUACACAACAAUUUAAUUAUAUCACGAUACAAAUACCCAAACACAAAUAUAUUUUCCCACAAUUAGCUGUGUUAUUCAAAUCAGACAUAUUUAAUGGUUAACCAGGUGCAUAAGCAACCUAAUUUCUUUUCCUGUAAAAUUGAACAGGAAGCACAUGGUAACAAAUAUAUAUAUAUUAUGGUUACCUCAAAUGUCGCCUUCAUGCCGUCUGAUAUUAAACAACAAGAUAAGGUUGUACCAUUGCAAGAGGACAAAACGAGAAGACUUCUGAAUAGUUUCCUCUUGGAAAACAGAGGUAUUAAAGAAAGGAAGGAACGCAAACAUGGAAGAAGAUUAUUACGAUGCAUUUCUUAGCAACAACACUUCUGAUGAAAGUUACUCAUAUGAAACCUUUUUGGGGUUCAAGCGAGUUUUCCUUGUCUGCAUGUAUUCAUUUGCCUGCAUCUUUGGAGUGACAGGGAACUCUUUGGUUAUCAUAAUUCUGGUUUUUUACAAAAAAGUGAAAAUGCUUACAGACAUAUUUUUAGUGAGCCUGGCUAUUGCUGAUUUCAGCUUUCUUUGCACGCUGCCCUUCUGGGCUUAUUCUGCUGCAGAAGAGUGGAUCUUUUAUACUCUCCCAUGUCAAAUCAUCCUUGGUUUUUACACCUUGAAUCUGUAUGGUUCUAUGUUAACUCUCACUUCUAUAACUGUUGACAGAUAUUUUGUAAUUGUGCAAGCAACCAAAACCCGUAUCAGUCAACACAAAAGAAGAUUCUGGGGUAUUGUGGUCUGUAUUUCAAUUUGGAUAAUCUCUCUGCUGCUUGCUUUGCCGCAGUUCAUCUUCAGUAUAGAGGAAAAGUUAGACAAAAAGAUAUGUUUUGCAAAUUAUGCUUCCCCAUCUAUUCAGCUGUUCACCGAAACAAUUCAGAUGACACUUGGAUUCUUCUGUCCUAUGCUCUUCAUGAUUAUAUGCUAUUCAAUCAUUGUAAAAACUUUACUCAGUGCUAAGGGCUUCCACAAGCACAAAUCCUUACAAAUAAUAUUUGCUAUUAUUGUAACUUUCAUUUUGACACAAAUGCCCUACAACCUUUUGAAACUCAUGCGGGCCUCAGACCGUAAUAUCAUGCUCGACUAUAGGUUUGAGUACGCUUUGAUCAUCACAGAAGCAAUUGCUUAUUUCCAUGGUUGCCUCAACCCAGUUCUCUAUGUCUUUAUUGGUGAGAAGUUUAGAAAGAACUUAGCAAAAGUUCUAAAAAAUAAUUGUUGUGUUAAACAUCAAGUUACAAGACAGUGGCAUACAACUGAUGAAAAUGGCUCCAAAAGUGGUACUGCCACAAAUAAUGCAGAGGAAACAAGCAUGGUUCCCUUAUAAGAGACCUGAGACAUAUUCAUAUCUUCAGGCUGAUUUCAGUUCUAGUUUCCCUGAGCACUCAUGAAAACAAGCAAGUUUCUAAAUAGCUAUCACGACUGUAAAAUAGUAGUUUUCUGGCAAAAAAAAAUGAACAGAAUCUCACUGCAGCCUCAAUUCUUAUGUUAUAGAUUUCAUCUGAGGAAAUAAAGACAAAAUAAAAAUAUGCUAAAUUAUAUAGCAGUUUUAGAACAAAUUCUAAAAUGCUUAGGCUAAAUCUUGGCAUCUUUUAAUUGUAAUCUAUUGCUAUUUUGAAAUGCACUGCCAGAAAUUAAGAGUAGUUUGAAGAAAUCACUAAUAUUUUAGCUUGCCUUUGUUCAAUAUAAGAACCUAUUCACAUUAAUCACUGAUAUUUCUAUACAGCUUAAAGGAGAGCCUAAUACAUGUAUUUGUUUUUCUUCUGCUUUUCAUAGUGAAAUAUGCUUUACCCUGACUACAAUAUUGAUCUAUACAGACCUUCUAUUCCUGCUGAUAAUAGAUUCAUGAGAUAUUGAGUAAAAGAGCGUUCAUAAACUUUGUUCCCUCAAUUUAAAACCAAUUGUAUGGCACCUAAUUCAGUUACAGAAUGUUGCCUGGCUAUUAUUAUUAAAUAAAAUAAUAUGACUAAAUAAACAGUUGGCAUCUACUGAAAUAACUCUAAAUUCUAUUUUCCCAUUUGCAGAUAGGGAGGGAAGGGAAAGAAACACUUUAGGCCAGGCUUUGCCUCGGACAUUUUCUCUGGUUUUCACACAAUUCUAAAAUGUAAUUUGAUUUAUAUGAGAUCUUCCCUUUGUUGAUUGGUAGAAAUGAAAAAAACUGGCCAAAGAAAUCAGUAUCUUCAAGAUUAUGCCUGAGUUUAUUAUACAUUAUUUUGCAGUAAGUCCUAUGGAAUUCACUACCGCUUUCUCUGUCCGCAGCAGUCAGAUUCGUCCUGUCAAACCUAGCAGACAACUUUACCUCCCAAAAAGUAGAGAAGGGAACUAGGGGAUUAGCUAUUUUGGAGCUAAUUCUCACUAACAGAUGAAAU